AGAGAGAGAGAGAGAGAGAGAGAUCUGUAGAAAACAAAGUCCCUCCUGACAGACAGCAUGUGAGUUAGAGCGCGCGCUCGGUGCUCCGUCAUCGUCGGUGUGUUGUGUUGUGUUGUGUUCCUGCUGUAUAUAUAAUAACAUUCAGCUCAGCGUCCUGUCUCUAAACACAAUGCAUGACGGAACCGAAACUGAGGAGAAAUUGUCCCGCUGGACCUGGUGGCCCUCCUGGCGCCCGACCUCCCUCUCACUCCUGAGGAACACCGAGACGAAGAUCCUAGACCGUGUCCAGAAUGACCUGUGGGCUCGUUUUGUCUCUCUUCCGACUCAGGACAGGAUCUGGACGCUAAUGGUUAAUCAUAAAAGUUGCAGAGACGCUCCAAAGUCAGGCUCGCGGACUCCCCUGGUGAUGGUACACGGCUUCGGAGGUGGUGUGGGUCUGUGGAUCAGGAAUCUCGACCCUUUGUGCCGCUCGCGUCCCAUCUUCGCGUUUGACGUGCUGGGAUUCGGACGGAGCUCUCGUCCACGUUUUCCGCUAGACCCCGCCCAGGCCGAACAGCAGUCCGUCACCUCUAUAGAACACUGGAGGCAGGCACUGGGCCUGGAAAAAAUGAUCCUUUUAGGCCACAGCUUAGGGGGUUACCUGGCAACAUCUUAUGCCAUACAGUAUCCCGAGAGAGUUCGCCACCUGAUCCUGGUGGACCCCUGGGGUUUUGAGCCCAUGCCUCCAGACGGCGUGUCGAGUCUGGGAUGUCCACGCUGGCUAGAGAUGAUCAUAGCCUUCGCAUCGUACUUCAACCCUUUGGCUGUCGUCCGGGCCUGUGGGCCACUGGGUCCAAAGUUAAUCAGUCGAGUUCGGCCAGACUUUAAGAGGAACUUCGAGGAGCUUUUUCAGGAUGAUACGAUUAUGGAAUACAUUUAUCACUGUAACGCACAGACUCCCAGUGGUGAGGUCGGGUUCAGAGCCAUGUGUGCCUCCUUACUCUGGGCAAGGAGACCCAUGCUGGAGCGGGUUCACCUCUUGCCCUCUGACCUCCCGGUGACCCUGGUGUACGGAGGCCAGUCGUGGAUGGACAGUUCGACAGGAGCGCGAGUAGCCCGGCUCAGGCCGAACAGCUACACACACACAGUGGUUAUUGAAGGAGCUCCACAUCAUGUUUACGCUGAUAAGCCUGAAGCUUUCAACGCAGUGGUGCAGAGCAUCUGUGAUACUGUAGAUUAACCUGUGUGUGUGUGUGUGUGUGUGUGCUUGUACAGUUUAUUUGUUUGCCCUUUAAUGUCACAUUUCCCUUUUUUAAAUAAAUGUUCAUCACAUGGGUCCACUAA
Messenger RNA from Clarias gariepinus (North African catfish), 1323 nucleotides. Its product is annotated as (Lyso)-N-acylphosphatidylethanolamine lipase-like. The transcript is spliced from 8 exons. The record is from RefSeq and is a predicted model, not a curated record. The coding region runs from base 170 to 1219 and encodes 349 amino acids. Gene Ontology annotation, cellular component: lipid droplet. Gene Ontology annotation, molecular function: phosphatidylcholine lysophospholipase A1 activity. NCBI's taxonomy places the organism in Eukaryota, Metazoa, Chordata, Actinopteri, Siluriformes, Clariidae.